AUGGCACAAGAAGAAGAGCCGCUGUAUGAUUUCCCAGAGCCCGCACAGCCAUCAGAGCGCAAGUUCGCAGGUCAUCAAAGAGGACGGGGCUCUCUGAAAAGCAUCAGCAUACUGGACCGUCUCCUGCUCACAGUUCCUGUCUGGCUUCAGCUGUCCAUCAACCCUGCCACCGCACUGCACAUACUGCAGAGGGAGCCUCCUGGGACCUUCCUGGUGCGCAAGUCUCGCACGUCCAAGAGAAGCGUGCUGUGUGUUCGCUUGGCAGAUGACAGCGUGCCAUCCUUCGUUCAGCAGUUUGGCAUUAGGGAGGAACACGCCAGCAAGACUCUGUCUCUGGAGACUUCGGCCAUCAGCUUUCCAGAUCUCCCAAGACUAAUUUCUUUCUACUGUGUCAGCAGGGAUGUGUUGUGCUUCCCUCUGGAGCUUCCUGAAGCCAUUGCAAAGGCAACAUCCCACAAAGAGCUGGAGUCCAUCUCACACAUGGGAAUAGAAUUCUGGAAUUCCCACCUAAAUGUCCGAGGGCCACGGGAGGCACCUAAACCCCAGAAGGACAAGGAGAGGCCAGACGCUGCACCCCCAACCCGGUCCACUGCCGCCCCACAGACAAGCUCCGCAGCUCAGCUCAAUUCAGCUCCCCAGCCCAAAUCAGACAACCAGCACAAGGCCGCGGCUGAAUCGGACACCGCCACCAAACAAGCGGGCUCCAGUCCCACCCUGUUCCAUGAGUUUUGUCCAAUCACGACACGCAGUCCCAGCCAGCUGGACUGCGGCUCUGGUCAGGGCGCUCUCUGUUUCAUCAACCCCCUUUUCCUGCAGAACCAGAGCCGUUUGUCCAGACAGCGCAUGCUCAAACGCAGCCUCAAGGUUCGGGUUUCCAUGGAGUCGUCAACCCUGCUGUCGCCCCCGCUCCUUCCUCCUCCUCCACCUCCUCUAAUGCCCAAAACCAGAGGAAAAUGUAAAGCACGGAAACAAGGACAAGAAGCCACUCAUCCUAAUGAAGGUCUUUUACAAGGUGAGAACCCUCCGGUCGCCCCCAGUGAGGCCCAGGUUCAGCCUCCAUCAGCAACUCCUCAGCUGCAGGAGGAGUGCCGGUCACAGAUGGAGGCUGGAGUCGGAGGAGAGGAGGCUACAGCUCAGCUCCCAACAGAGCUGGAGGAUCUUCCAGACGACUCACACUACAUGCAGCCCUCUACAGUGAUCAAUUCCUCCCUUUCUCCCUCACUCUCUCCUUACAUCUUCCCACCCAUUUUUCCCCUGGCGCCUCCCCUCCUCCCCAAAGCAUCUCCAUUCAUCUCUCCUCACGACUCUCCCGAUGCUUCUCCCUCUCUCUCACCUUAUCAAUCGCCAUGUCUUUCUCCCAGGGCUCCUCUUUCCCUCUCUCCGUAUGACUCACCCAUCGCUUCACCCUCUCUUUCACCUUACCAGUCCCCGUCUCCUUCCCCUAAGAUCCCCUUCUCGCUCUCUCCCUUCACCUCUCCAUCCUUCCCUCAGCUGGCGGAGCAGGUCUAUGACACACCUGCUCCUCCUUUACGAGCAGAUGAGACACAAUCAGAGAGAGAGGCUGAGGAGGAGGAGGAGGAGGAGGAGGAGGAGGGAGCAAGUGCUGAGAAUGAUGAGACAAAUGAGGAACUGCUCAAAGAGAGGAAAGAGCAGGAAAGAGGUUUGGUUUCACAGAUGAACGCUGCUACUCUAAAUGACUCCGACAGCUGCAGUUCCUUCAGCAGUCUGGAGGGGGCAGCAGAAACUCCACCGCCGCUUCCCCCAAAACAGGUCAACGGUACGAGCCUCUAACGAACAAACAGGUUAGACUGUAACUGAAUUACAUUAUGUUCCCUUGUAACGGAGAACUGUGUGGAAUUACUAAGAUGUGGUGACAGCAUCCCAGGGUCUCACCCCGAAAUUACUUUUAGAAUAGAUCAAAAAUUUUAAGUGUUACAAAACCAAAAAUUGUAAAUGACAAUACUGAUAGUUCUGUAUGUUUUAACUGCAUAUUGUGUUCCCUUUUUUUUAUUGUGCCAAUGAUUUUUAAAGCAUGCCCCAACGUCUCUUUCUGAUUUCCUACCUGACAGGGAGCCAUUUUUUCUUUUGCUGUAUUUUCUGAGUAUUAAAUUAAACUCUUGAAACUU
Molecule: messenger RNA, 2126 nt
Organism: Plectropomus leopardus (leopard coralgrouper)
Lineage: Eukaryota; Metazoa; Chordata; Actinopteri; Perciformes; Serranidae
Source: RefSeq, a predicted model, not a curated record